Lotus japonicus is the source of this 1905-nucleotide messenger RNA. Its product is annotated as probable serine/threonine-protein kinase PBL3. Bases 286 to 1539 code for a protein of 417 amino acids. Gene Ontology annotation, molecular function: protein kinase activity; ATP binding. NCBI's taxonomy places the organism in Eukaryota, Viridiplantae, Streptophyta, Magnoliopsida, Fabales, Fabaceae. The record is from RefSeq and is a predicted model, not a curated record. Gene Ontology annotation, biological process: protein phosphorylation. The transcript has 6 exons.
UCCCACGUGGCCACGCUCAACGCGGUUGCGAUGUCAGUGAGUGAAUGUUGAUGUUCUUCAAUCAAAACCAAAACCAUAGACCAAUCCAAAAACAAGUGUUCCUUUCAUUCACGCGAGACCGUGUUUUCAUUUUCUCCUCACCUUUCUUCUCAACCCAAACUUCCUCCCCUUUCUUUUUCAACCCCUCCAAUUUCCCCUCCAAAUUCCCCUGCUUCUUCCUAUAUAUUCAUUUCUUGUCAUCGUUCUCCACUUGCUGAAGCUCACAGACUAGUUGAGAACAGCUUCAUGGGUAACUGUCUUGAUUCUUCUGCUAAAGUUGAUGCUGCUCAAAGCUCCAGAUCCACUUCUGCAUCAGGAAUCUCAAAAACUACUCCUUCCAGCAUUUCUAUUUCCUCAUACAGUGAAAAAAGCAAUGCCUCAAGUCUUCCCACACCGAGGUCUGAGGGUGAAAUCUUGUCUUCUCCCAAUCUUAAGGCUUUCACAUUCAAUGAGCUGAAAAACGCCACCAGAAACUUCCGUCCCGACAGUCUUCUUGGUGAAGGGGGAUUUGGUUAUGUUUAUAAAGGAUGGAUUGAUGAACACUCGUUUACAGCUGCAAAACCUGGUUCGGGAAUGGUUGUUGCUGUGAAGAGGCUUAAGCCUGAAGGUUUUCAAGGUCACAAGGAGUGGUUGACUGAGGUUAACUACCUUGGACAACUCUACCAUCCUAAUCUCGUUAAACUAAUUGGGUACUGCUUGGACGGAGAGAACCGGCUAUUGGUCUACGAGUUCAUGCCCAAAGGGAGCUUGGAGAAUCAUCUGUUUAGAAGGGGACCACAACCACUCUCUUGGUCAGUGAGGAUGAAAGUGGCCAUUGGUGCUGCCAGAGGACUCUCGUUUCUUCAUAAUGCCAAAUCACAAGUCAUAUACCGUGAUUUUAAAGCUUCUAACAUCCUUCUGGAUGCUGAGUUCAAUGCUAAACUUUCUGAUUUUGGCUUAGCUAAGGCGGGUCCUACUGGUGACAGAACUCAUGUCUCUACUCAAGUCAUGGGUACUCAAGGUUAUGCUGCCCCUGAAUAUGUUGCAACUGGUCGGCUGACAGCCAAAAGUGACGUAUACAGCUUCGGGGUUGUGUUGCUUGAGCUUCUAUCUGGAAGACGAGCAGUUGACAAGACAAUAGCUGGUGUGGACCAGAAUCUGGUGGAUUGGGCAAGACCAUAUUUGGGUGACAAACGAAGACUCUUCCGGAUUAUGGAUUCCAAGUUGGAGGGACAGUAUCCACAAAAAGGAGCCUUCAUGGCUGCAACACUUGCUCUACAAUGCCUUAACAAUGAAGCCAAGGCAAGGCCUCCAAUGACACAGGUUUUGGAAACUCUGGAACAGAUAGAAGCUCCCAAAAAUGCAGGAAGAAACUCCCUAGCACAACAUCACAACAACAGAUUCCAGACUCCUGUGAGAAGGUCUCCGGCGAGAAACAGGACACCUUUGAAUCUAACUCCUACUGCAUCGCCAUUGCCAUCGCCAUUGCCAGCUCACCGACACUCUCCUCGUGCGCACUGAGCUGUGAACAUUGAACAUAUCUGUCAUUUGUAUGUAAAUUCCUUGUUUGUUGUAUCAUGUUUGUGCUUUUGACACCGUGCACUGAGGCAUCUACUUAAAUGCAAUUUUGGGUUGUGUUUCAUAGAAUGUAAUAGUUAGAAGUUAGAACCAUGCAUUCUCUACAUACUAGAUAGGAGCAGCGUUUUAAAUUGAGGUUGUGGUUGUGAUGUGGAAUUGUAGAUAAAUAAGGGUUGAUGUGAUUGCAAUUGCGGUCGUGAUGCCAUUGGAAGGACUACAGUUACUGCCGUAAUUUACAACUCUCAAAGUUAACCACAACAAUAUUGGUUAUGUAGGGUUAAUUUAAAUAUUGAGCUAAUUACCAAUUAA